Messenger RNA from Aedes aegypti (yellow fever mosquito), 5989 nucleotides. Its product is annotated as titin. Gene Ontology annotation, cellular component: nucleus. Bases 233 to 5380 code for a protein of 1715 amino acids. Lineage: Eukaryota; Metazoa; Arthropoda; Insecta; Diptera; Culicidae. Gene Ontology annotation, molecular function: zinc ion binding. The transcript is spliced from 3 exons. The record is from RefSeq and is a predicted model, not a curated record.
AACCAAGCAUCGCAGCCAGAGGAGCAGCAAAACUUCUUCCCGACCGCGAGAGCCGCAGAUAGGAGUAGGAGGCGCAAGAAGAAGGAGUGGAAAAAGUGUCAAAAAACAUGGAAGCGAACCCGAACUAGAGUCGAAUUGUGUGUGCUCGGUUGUGGUGCCAGUGAAAAAAUCGAUUUUUACCCGUCGGAACCGUGUCCAAAGUGACUUCCGGCCGUCGGAACCGAUUCCCGGCAUGAUGGAGCGUUUCGCGAUCAACAUUUUGCACAAGCGGAUCUACAAAAUCUGUCGCCUUUGCGGAGUCGAUCAGCCGCACAAGAUUCCCAUUAUUGACGGGGCAGAGACCAUCUUAGUAGGCGACGAGGACGAAGAAGCGUCGCUAGCGAAAAAAAUCGAAGAAUGCGUCGGCAUACAGGUUCACAAGGACGACAAAAUGCCGCAAAACAUCUGCGCGCUUUGUGUGGACAAGAUCAACGAUUUCUACGAGUAUCGAUUGAUGUGCGCGGCCACCAAUCUCCAGACCCGGUCUAUCUUAAACUUGAAUCUGGUGGAACCCUCGCGAAAGUUGUUGAACUUCGGGGAGGUAUCCAAAGUGGAGGAUGUGAAGAAGGAGGACGUGAAGAAGGUGGUGGAAGUGGCGACAAGCAGCAGUAACACCAUAAUCCCGACUGGGGGUAAAAAGGGCAAGAAAAAGCGAGGACCGCCGUCUCCCUCGCCAUCCCCGGCUCCUCCAACUACACGUAUCAAAGCUCCGGUGGAUGUAAAAGAUGAACCAGUUCCGGCUAUUCCCGUGAAGGCCCUUACCAAAAAGGAACGUAUGAAGCAAUUGCAAUUGCAAAAGGAAAAAGACGAAAAGAAAAAGAAAGACGACGAGAAGAAGAAAAAAGAGGAUGAGAAGAAGGAUAAGAAAGAUGAUAAACUUAAAAAAGAGAAAGUGGAAGCGAAAGCACCGGAAGUCAACGAGCAGAAGCAUACAAGAUCCAAGAGGAAAGAACCUUCUCCGCCGAAGGAAGUGGCAGAGACAGUUGAACAGACAGUUCCUCCGCCGAAAAAGAUCAAAUUCGAACACCCUUGUUCGUACUGCACGGAUGAGUUCAAGACGGAAACCGAAUUGGCUGCUCAUUUGGUGGCAAAACACACACCUUCAGUUCGCAAGUUUGGUUGUGGCUCAUGUCGGGAAACUUUCGAAACCGUCCUGGAAUCCAAGGACCACAAUCUCUGGCAUCAGCUUACCCGUACUCUGUACACCUGUUUUAAGUGUAAGCGAAAGUAUGACAAAAACUUGGCUCUAGUCAAGCACAUGUCGUUGAAUGCGUGCGGUCGCGUUGCUCGGGGACGACCUCCGGCCCUUCAUCCCGACGUCCAAUGUCGAUUGUGCAGCAAAAAGUUCAAAACGCAGAAUCUGUACGAAUGGCACGGUUGUUUCCUCAAACCGAAAUGCAACUGCCCCAAAUGUGGCAAAUAUUUUGUCAAAAGACAAAUUCUCAUUCGUCACUACAUGAUGUACUGCACCGGAACACUUCCACCGCCAGAGCCAGUCAUUAUUCCGAAAGUUGAACCCGUCGAUCCAGCUGAAAAACCUGCGGCGGCAACGACUGUGGCCACAGAGAAACCCGAUCGGAGAAAACGUCGUGUUGCAUUUGCUGAACCAGAACUGCCCAAGGAGGAACGUGAAAUUCCGUUCCCACCGCCACUCGAGCCCGAAGCUGCAGCUUCCUCUCCGGCCCCUACUCCUACCCCGGCCCCAUCGGGAAGCAAGAAGAAAAACAAGAAAGACUCCACUCCAACCGUCACCAUCAAACCGGUCCCCCCUCCUCCGGCUCAAACCGAGAAGAUCACAUCACUUUUAACCUCCGGAGCCAAGCUGGACCGUGAUAGCGAUAUUACCACCAUCAAUAACCUCCUGAGUUCGGUCACGGAAGCCAUUGCCAGUAUUUCCGAAGCUAAAGCCAAGAAGAAGAAGAAAAAGAAGGACAAGAACAAAGAUAAGGCUGAAACAGAAUCGUCCACAGUCGAAGAACAGAAGAAGGAUCCUGCACCGCCGGAGCCUAAGGAACCAACUCCCCCUCCUCCAGCGGUAGAAGAAAAGACUGAGGAAGAUCUUGAAGCCUACGCGUUGGCUCAGGAAGUUGGUGAAAUGACUUUGGAUCAGCAGCUGGCGUUCUGUUCUGGAAAAUUACCGCUGGUGGUCCUUGCCAAGACAACCUUCAAACAGGAAUACACCGAAAUCGACACGGAACCCUCCCAAAUGCAAGAGCCCAUGGCUGAAAAUGGAGAGGACGAUGGGUACGAUGAUGCUGGGAACGAUUAUUCCGGUUUCCAAGAUGAUGAUGACAACGAGGAGGAACCCGCCGAACAAGAAGAAGCUCCUGCAGCAGAACAAAAUCAGCAAACUGAAGAACUUGAAUUCCCAAGGCCAAUCAAACAGGAAGUCGAACCGGAAGAACCAACGAUUGCACCGGAAACACCACAGCAGGAAGAAGCACAAUCGCCUCAACAGGAAGAAACCGACAGCCCUCGGUUGGAAGCAACACAAACACCUCAACCCGAAGAACCAACACAGCCAACGGUUGUGGCAGCUCCGAAACCUGCGAAGGAACCAGAAUCUCUAUUCGAUGAGCAGCUUGCAAUCACCAUUAAAAAGGAACCCGGCCUGGAAGAAGAACCGCAACAACCUGCGGCGAAACGGAAACGACCCGAGUCCCGUGCUUCUGCUGCUCCUUCACCUGCCUCUCCUGUAAGUUCAUCUCGAAGCGCCCCGCAAGAAUCGCCCAAACUCAUCCUGAAGAUCAACAAGGGUAUGCUGAACUCGGCCACCGAAUCGACCAGAGCAAUAAAGACCAUUGUCCUAGACGAUGACGACGACGACGACGAAGAGGAUCAACGCCUUCCCGAACCGUCAGAAGCAUCGAAGAAGACGAAGGUUUACAAGAAGCCCGACUUCCUGGCGGUGAAGAUCAAACAGGAGAAGGUCGAUCCAGCUUACGAACGCGUUGAAACACCAACCGUCGUCAGUCAAGCCGAACUUCCUGGUGGCAUCCGAAUAAAACAGGAAAGGCUAGAUCCCGAUGAAGAACCGGCCCAACAAUACGAGGAAGAAGAACAAGCUCCGCCACCACAGAAGAAAUCACGAUUGUCUCGCAAGGACAAACCAGCCUCGCCGAUCGUUGCAUUCGACGGAGUCCGUAUUAAACAGGAAAAACCGGAUGCACCUCAACCGGAUGUGGAAAUGCCCCCAUCCAUUCCUGCCCCAGAGGAUCCCAAGCCAGCACAGGACAAGAAGAAGAAAUCCAAGGGCAAAAUCAAUCCAUUCGCGUUGCUCCGACAGAAAAUGGCUGCGGAAGCUGCUGCCAAAGCUGCCGCUGGAUCUGCUCCUCCACAGGCCCCAUCUCCUUUGCCGGUUAUUACCAAUGUAGUCGGGAACGCGCCAACCACAUCCACCUCUUCAGCCAGCUCUUCUGGUGAAAACACCCCCUUGGCCGAAUCUGACAGCGAAAGUGACCGACGAGUUCCGGUCAUCGCCCAGGUAGCUUCUAUAGCCGCCGAAAAGGUCAGCGCACCGGAAUUCCCCAUAGCAAUCAAACAGGAACCGGUAGAUGAGCCCGAGGAAGAGCAUCAACAGGAACAUCCGCAUGCUGAAGCCGAAGAAGAAUCACCCGAAAAUGACUUCCCGAUGCCCAUCAAACAGGAGAUUCCAGAUGAACCACCCAAAGUUUCCGAAGAGAGUCCCUCAGAGGCGGAAGAAUCAGAUUUUCCCGUACCCAUCAAGGAAGAGCAGCUCGAAUCUCCACCGGAAUCUUCGGAAAGCGAAACUAGACAACAAGACGAAGAACCUGUCGCCAAGGACGUGGCCGAAGAAAAAGAACCGGAAACUCCGUCGUCUACUGAAGAAGAGCAAUCCGAUGAGAAAGGGGACGAUGAAGGGGAAGCGGAUGAUCACAAGAGUGUUCCUUCGUCGGUUCAAGAAGAAGAACAAGGCGAGGACGAGGAGCAUGAUGAAGAUGAAAAGGAGACUGUUCAGAAGAGUGAAGAUGAAAAGGAAGAAAGUCCAGCGGAAGCGGCUACUAAAGAUCAGAAUGACGAAGAGGAAGAGGAAGAAGAGGAUGAUGAAAAAGAAGGGGAGGAGAGUGCUGGAGCUGCUGUGGAGGAUACAGUUGUUCCAUCAGAGGAACAUAAAGCGGAUCAGAUUGAGGAGGACGAAGACGAUGGCGAAGAAGAGGAGGAAGAAGAAAGUAGCUCCCCUGUUGUAGAGGAAAAGAAAGAUUCAGUUGUUCCAUCAGAAGAAGAAGAAGCAAAUCCAAACGAAGAAGACGGGGAUGAUGGUGAGGAAGAAGAGAAUGAAGAAAGCAGUUCACUUGUGGAAGAGGAAAAGAAAGAUUCACCGAAGGCUGACGAAGAGCAGAAUGAAAAGGAUGAAGAUAACGACGGAGAGGAACAGGAAGAAAGUCCGUCACUUGCAGCGGUAGAAGAGAAAGCAGAACCUCCUUUGGAAAACGAAGAACAGAGGAAUAGCGAAGAUCCGAAUGAAGCUGAUGAACAUGAAGAUGAUGAAGAAGGGGAAGAAAGUCCUUCAGAUGUGGUAAAGGAGAACGUUGAUUCACCUCCGAAAGUAAAUAAAAUUGAUCAAAACGAUCAGGACAAAGAAGAUGAGCACGAAGAAAAAGAACAAAACGUAGCGGGGCGAAGGGUAGAAAACGAAGAAGUCACAGAACAGAAAGAGCAAAAUAACAUCGACGAAAGGAUCGAGCGUUCGGAUGUCCCAGAUCAAAAUGAGCCACUGUUGAAUGACGAGCCGGAAAAUUCCACGUCGCCCAUUUCCGAUAUUCCAAUGGAUGAUUACGAUCAAAAUUCGCUGGGGCAGGAAAAUCUCCCUUUCAAAUCACAAGAGCCCCAACAAGAAUCGGUUGCGGUGGUGGAACCGCCACCUAUAACAGAAGCCCCGAAACCUUCCUCAACCAGUGACGAGUGUGCUGACGCCCGCUUGGAGUCUCAACUGGAGGAGCUGCAGAAUCUUCUCACCGGUGGACUAAAACCUUUGCCCGAUCCAACGCAGCUGGCACAGGACAGCUCAUUCGUUCCUUCCAGCAGCGUUCAGAACAUGGUUCAAAGUUCUUCCACGGGAUUGUCCAGCGUUGAAAACAACGUCGGUAUCAGCGGACUGGAGGAUGAUCUGGACAGCUUGCUGAACAACAAAUUAGAAGAAAUUAAGGCGGCCCAGCCGUUAAGUUCUCUACCCCCGCAAGACGAUCUCAAUAUGGUGAUCGAACGGGAACUCUUGCAUGAAAUGAUGCCAAUCAGUGACAACGGCAACAACAGCCUGCUCGGAGUAGGACAGGAUUUACUGCUGGACGGAAGCGGCAAUAGCGGCCAGCAGUCGUCAUAAUUCAUUACGCAUUUUUGAAAUUCCCCUCCUUUCCCCCCUAUUGCACUCACGUCCCACAAUCUUUAAUUGUAUUUAGUGAAAGCCUAUUGGAUCGGAUUAAGAUUUUAGGCUGCCCAACAAACACUCACAUUUCAAAUCAUUGCUCGGCAAGAAUAAGCCAUCCAAAAGUAUAGUUUUCAUUCUGCCGUUUAUGGGUAUUCAUUAAUGUCGUUCAACAGAGCUUGUAUAUUUUAUAUUUGCACCUUAUAAUUUUUUGUACCUCUCGUGACCGCUCUUCUUGGAGCCGAAACAAAUCCUUAUUUCGUUAAAAAAUAAGAAACCCAUCACUGUACUCUCUUUUGUUGGUCCUGUUUUAGUUUUAUUGAUGGAUUGAUUCCUAUCAUGCAAAAAAAGAAAAAAGAAACCCAAUAUUAUAUAGAUUCUGACUGUAACAGUAGAAUAUCCUCCCCAUCGUAGAUGUAUGUCGAUCGUAAGAGAAUGUAAUAAGUUCGAUAUUUAGGAAAUGCAAACGAACAGUAGCAACAACUGCAAGGUAAAAUAGUGUCACAGUGAAUUACAAUAUCGAUUGCGCUAUUGGAUAAAGUAAUAAAUCAUCAAAUUUGAAAACUA